Messenger RNA from Dentiscutata erythropus, 269 nucleotides. Lineage: Eukaryota; Fungi; Glomeromycota; Glomeromycetes; Diversisporales; Gigasporaceae. The record is from the annotation of a GenBank genome assembly.
AUGAUCAACAAAAGGAUUAAAGAUGCUCUUCUCAUUAAAGAGAAAGAAAAAGCAGAUAUAGACCAGUUGGAUGUUACUAUGAGUAAACUUGUCAGAAAAUCUGGUGACAUUAAGUUUAUAAUCAGCUAUGCAGCAGCAGUCAGAAUUGAAUUAGCUAUUAACAUUGGAAGAGUGAUAAUAACUAUAAAAGAUUUUAUUCCUAAUGGUUUUCCAGAUAAAAGAGAAAAUAAUAGUUUAGGGAAGAAUUUUAAUGUCAUGAUUAUAGAUGG